Messenger RNA from Paramecium sonneborni, 1205 nucleotides. The record is from the annotation of a GenBank genome assembly. NCBI's taxonomy places the organism in Eukaryota, Ciliophora, Oligohymenophorea, Peniculida, Parameciidae.
GUUAAAGAUUAUACUGAAUUGAUGUAGAAGUUGUUUGAUUUUGAUUUGUUAAGAACUUUAUUCUAAAAUAAAGGUAAAAUUAAUUAAAUAUUAAAUAAUAAGAUUUUUCAUUUCGAUUAGAUGGAAUGCAUGGUGUUGCAGGACCUUAUGCUAAACAUAUUUUAGGCACUUUAUUAGGAUGUUCAAAAGAAUCUUUAUUAAAUUGUGAUCCAUCUGAAGAUUUUGGUGGUGGUCAUCCAGAUCCAAAUUUAACUUAUGCUCAUGAUUUAGUUGAAUUAUUAGAUAUUCAUAAAAAGAAAGAUGUAAAUACAGUUCCAUAAUUUGGUGCUGCAUGUGAUGGUGAUGCAGAUAGAAAUAUGAUAUUAGGUAGAUAAUUCUUUGUAACACCAUCUGAUUCAUUAGCAAUAUUAGCAGCUAAUGCUAAUUUAAUAUUUAAAAAUGGUUUAUUAGGUGCAGCUAGAUCUAUGCCAACUUCAGGAGCUUUAGAUAAGGUUGCAUUAAAAAAUGGAAUUAAAUUAUUUGAAACACCUACAGGAUGGAAAUUCUUUGGAAAUUUGAUGGAUGCAGGAUUAAUUAAUUUAUGUGGAGAAGAAAGUUUCGGAACAGGAUCUAAUCAUAUCAGAGAAAAAGAUGGAAUUUGGGCUGUUUUAGCAUGGUUAACUAUUUUAGCACAUAAAAAUAAAGAUGCUGAUCAUUUUGUUACAGUUGAAGAAAUUGUCACAUAACAUUGGUAAUAAUUUGGUAGAAAUUAUUACUCAAGAUAUGAUUAUGAAUAAGUUGAUUCUGCUGGUGCAAAUAAAAUGAUGGAACAUUUAAAAACUAAAUUCUAAUAUUUUGAAGUAUUUAUUAUUUAAUAAUUAAAUAGUAAUUAAAAGAAGGAAAUAAAGCAGAUAUAUAUGAUUAUACUGAUCCUGUUGAUUAAUCUGUUUCCAAAAAUUAAGGAGUAAGAUUUGUUUUUGGAGAUGGAUCUAGAAUUAUAUUUAGGUUAAGUGGAACAGGAUCUGUAGGUGCUACUAUUAGAAUUUAUUUUGAAUAAUUUGAAUAAGUAGAUAUCAAACAUGAAACUGCCACAGCUUUAGCCAAUAUUAUUAAACUUGGUUUAGAAUUAAGUGAUAUUUCUAACUUCACAGGAAGAAAUGAACCAACUGUCAUAACUUGAUCAAUCAAUCAUAUUAAUAAAUAAAUAUUCAAAAUAUAUAAUUGUG